This is a messenger RNA of Lichtheimia ornata, 1323 nucleotides long. RefSeq lists its product as uncharacterized. The transcript is spliced from 8 exons. Gene Ontology annotation, biological process: N-terminal peptidyl-glycine N-myristoylation. The record is from RefSeq and is a predicted model, not a curated record. Bases 1 to 1323 code for a protein of 440 amino acids. Lineage: Eukaryota; Fungi; Mucoromycota; Mucoromycetes; Mucorales; Lichtheimiaceae. Gene Ontology annotation, cellular component: cytoplasm. Gene Ontology annotation, molecular function: glycylpeptide N-tetradecanoyltransferase activity.
AUGACAAAGGACAACAACGACCCACAAAAACAAGCUGAACUACAAGCCAAACUCUCUGCCAUGAUGCGUAGCCUCGCUAUGAUGGAAGGUAGCAGCGGUGGUCCCAAGCCAAUGAACGAACAUCGUUUCUGGAAUACCCAACCAGUAACUAAGCACGGCGAAGAGGUCUCCCAAAUUGGUCCCAUUGAGCCAUCUGUUCCUGUCGAUCAAGUACCCAAGGAUCCUCCUACGCUUCCCAAAGAGUUCGAGUGGUGUGAAGUGGAUGUUACUGACGAGGCCCAGCUUAAGGAACUCUACACGCUAUUGACGCUUAACUAUGUCGAGGAUGAUGAUGCCCAGUUUCGAUUCGAUUAUUCAGCCGCGUUUCUCAAGUGGGCAUUACAACCACCUCAGUGGCGAAAGUCAUGGCAUGUUGGUGUACGUGUAGCUGCCAACAAGAAAUUGGUUGCCUUUAUCAGUGGUGUGCCUGCCGAUAUCCGUACCUAUGAUGUCACAACAAGCAUGACCGAAAUCAAUUUCCUUUGUGUGCACAAGAAGCUUCGUUCCAAGCGUUUAGCUCCCGUGUUGAUUCGAGAAAUCACGCGUCGUAGCCAUUUGGAGGGUAUUUUCCAAGCAGCUUACACAGCCGGUGUUGUUCUUCCCAAGCCUGUUGCUACUUGCCGCUACUUCCAUCGUUCUCUCAACCCCAAGAAAUUGGUCGAAUGUAACUUUGCACGUAUUCCUCCAAAGUGGACUCUUGCACGCAUGAUCAAGCAUUACAAGGUCGCUGACCAACCUGGCAUCUCUGGUAUUCGUGAAAUGGUUGAGGCUGAUGUACCUCAAGUGCGUGAGCUACUCAACAAGUUCUUGAACCGAUACGACGUGGCCCCUGUCUUCCAAACCGAUGAUGACGUUAAGCACUGGAUCUUGCCCCACAAGGAUGUUGUAUGGACUUACGUUGUUGAGAACCCUGAAACCAAAAAGAUCACCGACAUGUUCUCAUUCUAUUCCUUGCCAAGCUCUGUCAUCAACAAUCCCAAGCACAAGACGUUGAACGCUGCUUACAUGUUUUAUUAUGCCGUCGAUAUACCUGAGGAAGUGAAGAGCAAUGAGGAGGAAGAGCAAAAGUUCUUGAAGAAGCGAUUGACUGAAUUGGCCAAGGAUGCCAUGACGUAUGCUCGAAAGGCCGAGUUUGACGUAUUCAAUGCGCUCGAUUUGAUGGAGAACUCGCUGUUUGUUCAGGAUCUCAAGUUUGGCCCUGGUGAUGGUCUCCUCAACUUUUACUUGUACAAUUGGCAAAUACCUGAUGUGUCCAAGAACAAGGUCGGUUUGGUCAUGCUGUAA